Molecule: messenger RNA, 597 nt
Organism: Eimeria mitis
Lineage: Eukaryota; Apicomplexa; Conoidasida; Eucoccidiorida; Eimeriidae
Exons: 4
Coding region: 1-597 (198 amino acids)
Molecular function (GO): ATP binding; ATPase-coupled transmembrane transporter activity; ATP hydrolysis activity
Source: RefSeq, a predicted model, not a curated record
AUGUUGAGGGCGGGUUGCUACUGCCUCUGUGCGCGGCGUGCUCUCAACAGGAAGCACAUUGGGGUAGUUCCCCAAGACGUGGCGCUCUUCAACGAGUCUCUCGGAUUCAACCUGCGAUACGGGAGCCCCCACGCCACAGACGAACAAUUGUUCUGUGGCGGCGGUGCGCAGGAAGCAAUUCGCCUCGCGGAACUAACAGAGUUGGUGGAGUCGCUUCCCGAUGGCCUCGACACGCCUGUUGGCGACCGAGGCCUUCGCCUCAGCGGCGGCGAAAAGCAGCGGGUUGGGAUCGCACGGUGCCUGUUGCGCAACCCGGAGAUAGUUUUGUUUGAUGAGGCGACAAGCGCCCUGGACCUCCAUACCGAGCACAAAAUCCUUAAGGCUCUGCAAGCAGUUUCCAGGGGUCGCACUACUCUUUUGAUUGCUCAUCGCCUCUCCACAGUUGCCGGCGCCGACACAAUUGCUGUUCUUGACAGAGGUCGAGUCGCAGAGAUCGGAACGCAUCAGCAGCUGCUGCAGAAGCCAAAUGGGUUGUAUGCGUCCAUGUGGGCCCGACAGCGAGAGGGCCAAACGGAGAAGGCCUUCAACGCCUCUUAA